Stegastes partitus (bicolor damselfish) is the source of this 1408-nucleotide messenger RNA. It is a transcript of the gene syt5b, whose product is annotated as synaptotagmin Vb. Lineage: Eukaryota; Metazoa; Chordata; Actinopteri; Pomacentridae. The transcript has 8 exons. Gene Ontology annotation, biological process: calcium ion-regulated exocytosis of neurotransmitter; synaptic vesicle endocytosis. Gene Ontology annotation, cellular component: axon; exocytic vesicle; synaptic vesicle membrane. Bases 1 to 1269 code for a protein of 422 amino acids. Gene Ontology annotation, molecular function: calcium-dependent phospholipid binding; SNARE binding; clathrin binding. The record is from RefSeq and is a predicted model, not a curated record.
AUGAGGCUGGUCAGUGCUGGGGUCCGACUCCGGAGGGCUGCUGAGCCGUCUGAACCGGAAUCGGAGGAAGCAACGGAGCCAGCUCAUCAUGAACACCCUCACUCAGAACACCACGAACACGCACACACAGAACAUCACCCGGGGCACGACUACAACCACAUGAAGGAAAAGUUCAUGAAUGAACUGAGUCAUCUGCCAAUUCCCAUGUGGGCAGUAGGAGCCAUCGUUGUGUUGGUCCUGCUUUUGGUAGCGUGCUUCAUCUUUUGUGUUUUCAAAAAAUGCUUUGGAAAAAAGAAAAAGCCAAAGAAAGUGAGAGAGAGGAAGACAGGUCGCCGCAGAAAGGAAAAGGAGGGUGAAGGAGAGGCUGGAGAGAAGGAGGGGGAGGUGAAGAAGGAAGGUGAGGAAGAGGAGAAAGAACAGGAAAAGUUGGGUAAGCUGGAGUUCUCCUUGGACUACAACUUCACAGAUUCCCAGCUCAUAGUGGGUAUCCUUCAGGCUCAGGAUCUUGCUGCUAUGGACAUGGGGGGAACUUCAGACCCCUAUGUCAAAGUCUUUUUGUUGCCAGACAAAAAGAAGAAGUAUGAGACCAAGGUUCAACGCAAAAACUUAUGCCCUGUUUUCAAUGAGACUUUCAUCUUCAAGAUUCCAUAUGCAGAGUUGGGCGGAAAGACGCUGGUGCUGCAGGUCUUUGACUUCGAUCGUUUCUCCAAGCACGACAUGAUUGGCGAAAUAAAGAUUCCCAUGAACAGUGUUGAUUUGGGCCAGCCAAUGCAACAAUGGAGGGACUUGGAGAGUGGUGAGAAGGAGGAGGAAAAACUGGGUGACAUUUGCAUUUCUUUACGCUAUGUACCCACUGCGGGAAAACUGACAGUCAACAUCAUGGAGGCAAAGAAUCUAAAGAAAAUGGAUGUUGGUGGCUUAUCAGAUCCAUACGUGAAGAUUGUUCUGCAACAAAACGGAAAACGGAUUAAGAAGAAGAAGACGACAGUCAAGAAAAACACACUAAACCCCUACUUCAAUGAGAGUUUCAGCUUUGAUGUCCCCUUUGAGCAGAUACAGAAAGUGCAGGUUGUCAUUACAGUAUUUGACUAUGAUAAACUUGGGAGCAAUGACCCCAUUGGAAAGACCUUCAUGGGUUAUGGAGCUACAGGAGUCGGCCUGCGCCACUGGUCAGAUAUGCUUGCCAAUCCCAGACGUCCAGUAGCCCAGUGGCACACUCUCAUGCCCGAGGAGGAAGUCGAUGCAGCACUGAAAGCAAAACCUCGUUAGAGGCCACUUCAGCGGAUUAUCAAACACUGCUGACGUGUUACUUAGUGUUAAACCUGAUGUUUUCUCAAUUUGCAUGUUCUGUUUUCCAUUUUGUUUCUUUUGAGAUACUUCCAUGUAUGUUUGUAGGUGUGUAUGUGUG